Messenger RNA from Scophthalmus maximus (turbot), 473 nucleotides. RefSeq names its product acylphosphatase-2-like. The transcript is spliced from 4 exons. NCBI's taxonomy places the organism in Eukaryota, Metazoa, Chordata, Actinopteri, Pleuronectiformes, Scophthalmidae. Bases 86 to 397 code for a protein of 103 amino acids. Gene Ontology annotation, molecular function: acylphosphatase activity. The record is from RefSeq and is a predicted model, not a curated record.
AAGAGCAGAGGGAGGGAGGGAGAGGAGAGAGAGGAGCAGAGGGAGGGAGACCUGUUAAAGGAACAGUCCCAGUUUUUCCUUCACCAUGUCUGACGGUGAAUCAGCAGGAGACAAACUGGUGUCGGUGGACUUUGAAAUCUUCGGUCACGUUCAGGGAGUCUGUUUCAGGAUGUACACCGAGCAGGAGGGUCUGCGGCUCGGGCUGGUGGGCUGGGUGAAGAACACCCGCGGUGGGACGGUGGUGGGGCAGGUCCAGGGUCCUGCAGCCGCGGUGGAGCAGAUGAAGGUGUGGCUGAGUAAAGAAGGAAGUCCGUCCAGUCGGAUCACCAGAGCUUCCUUCAGAGACCAGAGAAGCAUCGACAAGCUGCAGCUCUCCGGCUUCAACACUCGCUUCUGACCAAAUAAUCAAAUGCAAAUAUAUAUAUAUAUAUAUAUAAAUCCACUGUGUGUAUAAAGUAUAUGUGAUUACAGGC